AGCAAAGCAAAGAGCAGCAGUCUGAGUUCGGUGCCGUUCCGUUGUAGAUCUGCUCUCCAAAGUUUUUCCUUCAAGCUUCCAUCAUUUCCGCCCUCAUUCCCUCCUUCUAUCCAUCAAUCCUUUGGACGAAUUUUUGACUCCAUUUCAAGAUCUGCUUCGAUUUCGGUACUGGGGUUUCCACAAAACCCCAUGAAAGAUUCAAAUCCCCCCACAGAGCCCAUCGGGCACCAUCUGAUUAAGCUCAUAAGCAAUCUCUGUUUCUCUGUUUUUGUGUUUUCUGUUCUUAUUAUCACCGUCAUUGCCAUCACCUACCAGCCCCCGGAUCCGUGGCUUGAAUCCACGCCUGCUCUUACCAAGCUCUUCACUGCCUCCGAGAAUGCCACUUUCAAGAACGACGAAUCCGUCGUCAAAACUGGCGAGGAUUUGGUCUCGGUUAUAUCCCCUGCUGUGCCGCCGGCUUUGGGGAACCAGAUCACUGAGGCGGUGAUCCAGAAAUCUGAGGAGGUAAUUGCUGAUUCUGCCCCUAAACUGAAUUGUGACGAAUUGAGGGCUGUUAAUUGUUCGGACCCGCGUAUUUUGAUUGCGGUCGAAAGGUUUAACUUGAAGGCGUUUAAGUCCAUUGCGUUCUUGGAGUAUCAGACUCCGGUUAUCGGGUCGAAGGAGGACGAAUGUGAUGUUUCGUGGAGGUUUAGGAACAAGAAGGAGAAGUCUUGGAGGAAGUAUAGGGAUUUUCGGAGGUUUAGAUUCGAUAUUGGAGAUGAUUGUCAUUAUAAGGUAGUUCAUGCUGGUGGUUGGCAUUCAGGAAUGAAUGCUAGACGACCGAGAAGUGGAGCUAGCAAUCGUACUAGGGGUGGUGGUGGAAGUGCUAGAUUUGCUGCACCGGUGCGGGAUGAGGAGAUAAACGACACGAUCCCAACAUUGGGAUCGGAGAUGAAUUUUAGGAAGGGGAAGUACUUGUACUAUUCACGUGGAGGGGACUACUGUAAAGGUAUGAAUCAUUAUCUAUGGAGUUUCUUGUGUGGUUUGGGAGAGGCAAUGUAUUUAAACAGGACAUUUGUGAUGGAUUUGAGUGUGUGUUUGGCUGGUAGUUAUAACCCGAGCAACAAAGACGAGGAGGGGAAAGAUUUCCGUUUUUACUUUGAUUUCGAGCAUCUUAAAGAGGUUGCGUCUAUUGUGGAUGAGGGUGAAUUUCAUAGAGAUUGGAGGAAAUGGGACAAAAGCCACAAGAAGAGAAUACCUGUUAGGAAGGUUUUGAGCCAUAAAGUGACACCAAUGCAACUGAAGAAAGAUAAGAAUACGAUCAUAUGGAGGCAGUUUGAUGCUCCAGAACCCGAGAAUUAUUGGUACAGAGUGUGUGAGGGGCAAGCUGCAAAGUAUAUCCAGCGUCCGUGGCACGCCGUAUGGAAAUCGAAAAGAUUGAUGAAUAUAGUGACUGAAAUCAGUGGACGCAUGGACUGGGAUUUUGAUGCUGUUCAUGUGGUUCGAGGAGAGAAGGCACAAAACAAAGAACUUUGGCCUCAUUUGGAUUCUGAUACAUCUCCUGAUGCAAUCCUUGAAAAAUUGAAAGGGAUGAUUCAGCCUUGGAGGAAUCUGUACAUAGCAUCCAAUGAACCGUUCUAUAACUACUUCGACAAAUUGCGAUCUUAUUUCAAAGUCCAUUUGCUUGACGAUUACCAGGAAUUAUGGGGAAAUACAAGUGAGUGGUAUAACGAAACACGACUCAUAAACAACGGACAACCAGUCGAGUUUGAUGGGUACAUGAGAGCUGCUGUGGACACCGAAGUGUUCUAUAGGGCAAAAACCCGGGUCGAAACAUUCUAUAAUUUGACCAAAGACUGCAAGGACGGAAUCAAUACUUGCUGAUCAUGUUGAGGACCGCAUUACUCAUAGUUACAUAUUAUCUUUUUGAUGCCCCCCUUUCAUUGAAGUCUGAUUUGAUUGAAAAAGUUCAAAGCUACUAAAUUAGGGACUUAGUUGAUUGAUGUAA
Messenger RNA from Momordica charantia (bitter melon), 1987 nucleotides. Lineage: Eukaryota; Viridiplantae; Streptophyta; Magnoliopsida; Cucurbitales; Cucurbitaceae. The record is from RefSeq and is a predicted model, not a curated record.